AAACUCGUGAUAUUUCGUUAUUUAUAAUUAUAAAAGGUUAAAAUCUUUUUCGAAUCAUAAAAAUAAAAGCUGCCUAUUUAUGAAAAACUAAAAAAAAAUAAAGAAAUAUAGAAACAAAAUCUCAGAAGAACAGAACUCAUUGCCAAUCGAGAGAUGGAGGGUGUGAUGUCAGCCAAUGACCAGCAGACUCUGGUCUCUUCGUUUUUGGAGAUCGCCGUCGGCCAGACCGCCGAUACGGCGCGGCAGUUUCUGCAGGCCACUGGGUGGAAGCUUGAGGAAGCAAUUCAGCUCUUUUAUGUGGGUAAUGAAGCUGGGAUAAUGACCGAGGCGGCGCCGUUACCGACUGAAAAUAUUGAUCAGUUGGCCGAACAAGCUUCUGGCGUAAAUGAAAAUGUGGCACUUCCUGGUGUGAAUGAGAAUGUGGAACAAUUCGCUGAUGAUGAGGUGCGCGCUCCUAUGCCUGUUAUAAGGGACGUUCUUUAUGACGAUAUGUCGCUCUAUGGAGCACCAAGGGCUAGAUUUUCACAACAUGGUUCUGUAAUUGCCUUCCGUAACUUUGAGGAGGAAAUGAAGCAUCCUGGGGUAUGGGAAUCGGACCAAGGUGCUACAUCCUCAGCAAAUGCUGUUCAAGAUAAUCUUGCAUCCUUAUAUCGUCCUCCCUUUAAGCUACUGUUCCAGGGCUCCUUUGAAAAGGCAAAAAGUGCUGCUUCUGUCCAGGACAAAUGGCUACUGGUGAACUUGCAAUCCACUAAAGAGUUCAGCUCGCAUAUGCUUAAUCGAGACACCUGGGCCAACGAAGCUGUCUCUCAAACCAUUAUUACUAAUUUUAUCUUCUGGCAGACAUAUGAUGAUACAACUGAAGGCAAGAAGGUUUGCACAUACUACAAGUUGGAAUCUAUGCCUGUAGUGCUCCUUAUUGACCCUAUUACUGGACAAAAAAUGCGUUCAUGGAAUGGAAUGGUUCACCCGGAUCGUUUGCUAGAGGAUCUACUACUCUUCUUGGAUAGUGGCCCCAGGGAUCAUCAUGUAACUUUGUCCAAUAAACGCCCGAGAGAAACUGCUCAGCCACAAAAAACUAAAGAUGCUUCAGUUGCAGACGGAACUAAUGAAGAAGAUGAGGAAGUGCAGCGCGCAUUGGCAGCUUCCAUGGAAGGCAUGAAGGAGACAAGCAGAACAACAUCCAAAGACAAAGAUGAAAGCAUCACCGAGAAGGAGGAAGAAACUAGCUCAAUCAAGAUGCCUACAUACCCUCCUUUGCCCGAAGAACCCAAGGGUGACAGGAGCCUCCUUUGCAGAGUUGGAGUCCGUCUUCCAGACGGUCGCAGGGUCCAGCGGAACUUCCUCCGCGUUGAUCCAAUUCAGCUGUUGUGGUCGUUCUGCUAUUCCCAACUAAAGGAAGCUGAGGCAAGGCCAUUUCACUUGACGCAGGCAAUCCCAGGAGCUUCAAAGAAUCUGGAUUAUGAUUGUCAAUCUACUUUUGAAGAAUCGGGUCUGGCCAACUCUAUGGUCUCGGUUACUUGGGAAUGAAUGGACGAAUUCAUGC
Pyrus x bretschneideri (Chinese white pear) is the source of this 1543-nucleotide messenger RNA. RefSeq names its product plant UBX domain-containing protein 7-like. Gene Ontology annotation, cellular component: nucleus. Gene Ontology annotation, molecular function: ubiquitin binding. NCBI's taxonomy places the organism in Eukaryota, Viridiplantae, Streptophyta, Magnoliopsida, Rosales, Rosaceae. Gene Ontology annotation, biological process: proteasome-mediated ubiquitin-dependent protein catabolic process. The transcript has 11 exons. The record is from RefSeq and is a predicted model, not a curated record. The coding region runs from base 154 to 1527 and encodes 457 amino acids.